Messenger RNA from Melanaphis sacchari, 1483 nucleotides. RefSeq names its product alpha-tubulin N-acetyltransferase 1-like. Gene Ontology annotation, cellular component: microtubule. The record is from RefSeq and is a predicted model, not a curated record. The transcript has 9 exons. Gene Ontology annotation, biological process: alpha-tubulin acetylation. NCBI's taxonomy places the organism in Eukaryota, Metazoa, Arthropoda, Insecta, Hemiptera, Aphididae. Bases 291 to 1160 code for a protein of 289 amino acids. Gene Ontology annotation, molecular function: tubulin N-acetyltransferase activity.
AACACAGUCAACACUCCAUACAGUCCAUACCAUAGUCGGCAUAGUCUAUAGAAUUGUAGACCUGUACUGACUAUAAUAUUAUAUUUUCUCACUUCUGUGGCUUUACUGUAUCAUCCGUGAAAUCCACAGGUAACGGUUCCACUUCCUUUUUUUGUUUGUACACCUCUCGUUGGUAAUUCAUUUUAUUUCCGUCCAUCGUUAAAGUUUGCGAAUCAACAACAAUACAUUUCAUUAUAUAAUCCACUUUUGUAUUUACAGGGUUUAACUAGAAACUAAAAAAAAUCAACGUCAUGGAAUUCCAAUUUGAUCUGAGCCAUAUCGCCCAGGAUCAGAUCAUCAAAAUCGACAAUACACUAUUGCCAGUCGGCUAUCAAAAAGAGGACCCAGAGUUGAAAAUGAUUAUUUCUAAUAUUUUGGAUAAAAUGGGGCAAGCUUCAGGAAUUGCUCAAGAGUUAAAAUCUCCAAUUACUUCAGCUGAAAAACUCAUGCGUUCAGAUCAUAUUCUAUAUUUAAUGACAGAACAAACUUCACCAGGACAUUUUGUUGUGGUUGGUUUGUUAAAAAUGGGAUGGAAGAAGUUGUAUUUAUUUAAUAAAAAAGGUUUAAGAACUGAAGCAAUGGUCUUCUGUUUACUUGAUUUUUAUAUUCAUGAAACUAGACAACGUCAUGGAUAUGGAAUAAAACUUAUGGAUUACAUGUUAAAAGAUAAUCAAAUUCAAGCAAGUCAGUUAGCUGUUGAUCAACCUACAAAUAAACUUUUACAAUUCUUAUGGAAAUAUUUUAACUUAUCCAAAUUAGUUAAUCAAGGAAAUAAUUUUGUAAUUUUUGAAGAAUUUUUUGAAAACUCAUCUGAUAAGGAAUCUGUUAGUGAUCGCUCAAGUGGAUAUAAAAGUCAACCAACAUUCGGACGUCAUGGUGCUGCUAGGCAACAAGAUUGCAUGGCAAAUAUAUUGUAUGGAGCAAAACCAUCAGAAACUCAAAAUGGAAAUUCAAAUGAAAAUGUGGACAGAGUUGAAUAUCAACAACGAGAUAGUAAACAGCAUAAAGAAGAACAUCAUGUUGAAGUGCAACAUCAUGUUGUGGAUGAAGGAGAUGGACAUAAGUCAAACCAUACUCAUCCAAAAUUAGAUCUCAAGAAUUUUCACACUCAAUUAUGGUAAUCAGUUAAACUUUGCCUUUUCUAACAGGUGGUAGCUUAUUAUUUGUUACAUAUUUAUUACUGUAUUCUAUUAACUCUUGUUAAUAUAUACUAAUCUUAAAUAUGACUGCAAUUAUAAGGUAGAAUUAAAAAAAGAAUGAAAUUUAUAUAAAAAAAAAUUGCACUAAUAGUCAUUCACUUUUAAAUACUAAUUUGAUAGUCAUAACAUUUGAUCCCCAACCUACUACCCACUUAAAAACUAAUGUUUGGUAUACAAACAAUAACAAAUAUUUUUUAUAUUAUUCCUCAAACUUUUGGUUGGUUAUUAGUCAAUAAGAAUAAUCA